This is a messenger RNA of Ostrinia nubilalis (European corn borer), 2269 nucleotides long. It is a transcript of the gene Cyca, whose product is annotated as cyclin-A2-like. The coding region runs from base 241 to 1764 and encodes 507 amino acids. Gene Ontology annotation, molecular function: cyclin-dependent protein serine/threonine kinase regulator activity. Gene Ontology annotation, cellular component: nucleus; cyclin A2-CDK2 complex; cytoplasm. Gene Ontology annotation, biological process: regulation of cyclin-dependent protein serine/threonine kinase activity; mitotic cell cycle phase transition. Lineage: Eukaryota; Metazoa; Arthropoda; Insecta; Lepidoptera; Crambidae. The record is from RefSeq and is a predicted model, not a curated record. The transcript is spliced from 8 exons.
UGCAACAGCUGAAAAUGCCAAAAUGUCUGUUGUCCGUUGACGCUAUCGUAGCGUUUUUGAGGGUGAUUUUGGAAUAAUCAUCUCAUUUUUGUAUUGUACACGCUUUAUUUCAAGAAGAAUGUGUUCCUGGAUUUGCUAGUUAUCCGUAUAUCUGCUUUGGUCGCCAUCAUCUGCCAUUCUCGCGGCCUGCGUUGUUAGCUGAUCUGGUAUUUUGGUAGUGUAAACGAAAAAGCAGGAGCAAUGGCAUUCAGAAUUCACGAAGAUCAAGAAAAUUCAGCUCUCGGGCUUCGAAAAGAUAAUGCUGACGUAUUUUCGGCUGCAAACCAGCGGCGUGCACUCGUCGACCUUAGCCACUUCGCGUGUAACCAGAACCGGAAUAUAAAACUUCCUGGAUUGACGAAUGGACCUACUAAAGUUCAAGAUGAGAACAGGACGGUACGUCUUAUUAAGAAUGAAAAGAACAUUGUCCCCCCUGUUGCACAAUUUCGCGCGUUCAGCGUGUAUGAAGACAAACCGUCUGAGGCGGAGGUGAAGAAACGCGAGCCGUUCAAGUUUGGCACCAAAGAGAUCAAGAAGGAUAACUUCUUCAAGAAUGCAGCCGAAAACGUGAAAGCUAUCUGUGCACAGGUUGAGAAGCAAUCAGAUUGGCAGAAAGAUGCACCUCCAAAAAGACCCUUACAAGAAAAGAAAGAUGUGGAGUCUCCCAUGUCCGUGGUGGAUUCUAGCAUCCUAUCGAUGUCCAUCUCCAAAAAUGAGAGUCAAAUACUUGACAGUCUCUAUGAAGAUGAAGAUGCUACCACCGCACAGACUGACCGUGAAAUGUUCUUCCAUGUUGUGGAGUAUCGGCAAGAUAUAUACGAAUACAUGAGGGAAAUUGAAGUGAAAAACAGAGCAAAUCCUCGCUAUAUGCGCAAGCAACCUGACAUCACUCACAUGAUGCGCUCUAUCCUAAUUGAUUGGUUGGUUGAGGUCUGCGAUGAGUAUGGACAGCAGAGUGAAACCUUGCACUUGGCUGUCUCAUAUGUCGAUCGGUUCUUGUCCUACAUGAGCGUGGUCCGCACCAAGCUUCAACUUGUUGGUACAGCUGCUACAUACAUUGCUGCGAAAUACGAAGAGGUGUACCCUCCAGAGGUGUCAGAGUUUGUGUACAUCACCGAUGAUACUUACACGAAGCGUGAAGUGCUCCGCAUGGAGCAUCUUAUCCUGAAGGUGCUGUCGUUCGACCUCUCCACGCCCACAUCGCUGGCCUUCCUCUCUCACUACUGCAUCUCUAAUGGACUCUCCAAGAAGACCUUCCAUUUGGCAGCUUACAUCGCAGAGCUGAGCCUUCUGGAAGCGGACCCGUUCCUGCAGUUCAAGCCGUCGGUUAUCGCGGCGAGCGCGUUGGCCACCGCCCGCCACUGUCUUCUGUGCGAGCGCUGCGCUGCGGACGAAACUGAUUCCACUGUGGAAGACCGCCCGGUCAAUGACGACGCGGUGGGCUCAGGGGCGCGCGCGCACGCGUCGUGCCUUGCAGCGGCGUGGCCGAGCGCGCUAGCCUCGUGCGCGGGCUACAGCGCGUCUGAGCUCGAGCCGUGUCUCAGGGAGUUAGCACGAGCGCACUCGCACGCGGCGCAGCAGCCCUACCAGGCCAUACCCGACAAGUACAAGAGCAACAAAUUCGAAGCGGUAUCAACAAUCGAGCCUCGCCCCAUGUAUCCCGUAGGCAAGUACCAGGCGCCGCCGCCCGCGCGGCCCGCGCCCGAACCCGCGCGCGCCAGCUAGUCUCACUACACUACACAGUUACACACACACAACCUCGCUCUCUGCACAUCUAUAUGCCCGUAAACGCAAACACUACCCGCAUUUGUUAACACGACUUUUACUGAACAUUUUACUCGCCUUUUUCUUCAUUCGUUCGUUUGAUAUUUAAAAUAGCUAAUAAUAGCACAAACGACUUGGUGGGAACACCUGCCUCGUAGAUAAAAAGGUAUGGUAAAUGAAGCAUAGCUACAUUUUUGUUUUACAUAAUGAUUAAUGAUAGUUAUUGGUCUUUCCUUGGUAACAUGAAUAUACAUAUGCGAAUAAUCGUGAAGAAAUAUCUAGUCUCCAAGUCUUAAAAUAAUAUUACGAACUUGAGCAAUUUCAGAUGCACAUUUUUAAAACAGUGGAAUAACGUUAUAAUAAAAAGACUUGAGUUUUGCCAAGUACUUAUGUUCUUUGCGUGUAUUGCGAAUGUGGUAUGUUUGUGAAUACGGGCUUAGUCCACUCGUGGUAAUACACCUAUGCU